Molecule: messenger RNA, 1440 nt
Organism: Trypanosoma cruzi
Lineage: Eukaryota; Euglenozoa; Kinetoplastea; Trypanosomatida; Trypanosomatidae
Exons: 1
Coding region: 1-1440 (479 amino acids)
Source: RefSeq, a predicted model, not a curated record
AUGACUUUUCGGCAGCCCCGCCUGUCGAUCAGUAAUUCUCUUUUGCCGACAGCGGUGGACUGGGCAGUUAUGCGUGCAAUGCGUGAGUGGCAUAACGGUGUGGAAGCCGCUGAUGCUUCUGCCAGUUCCUCAGAGGGACGCGUCACAGAAGAGCUAUCCCCAUUUUGGAUUCCGACACGGGUGGUCGGCUUCUUGGCUAACGCGCUGCUCCGUGAGAGGCAGUCGUCACAUAUGCCUUUCCGUACCCCUGUUAUGGAUGGGACGCGGAUGACAACUAAGAGUGGAACGAAACAGUUGGAAAGUGUUUAUUUUGCCAACGGAAGGGGAUCUGUAAGCGUUUUCGGUUUUUCUUUUGUCAAUGCUUCCAGCACGCCUAUAUGCUCCGCGGUGGACUCCUGCACAUGCGUCUCUUACGAACUUCCCAUAAGUGAGUCUGGAGAUCUCAUCGGGUUCUUGAUGGGAAAGGUGUCAUUGGCGGCUCCUUCACGCCUCUCAUCACUUACAGCGUCUUGCGGUGAUAAUCACAGUCUCGGGAAGGGUUGUUUCCCUCUUAAAUUUGGAUCCCCGUACUGGAUAGAGGGGGAGGGACUGGAGAGGCGAUGGAGGGGGGUCACCAUCACCCCGAACGCCACACCGCUGUACGUUGGACGAAGUUCACGUUGGCUUAUUAAUGCGGAGCAAACCAACGAUGCCUCACGCUUCGACUCUCUGUCAUGUACACCGUUUCGACGGCACCAGUGCCUCACCGAGGAUGGGGUGCAUGACGUUUCGUUGGACUUUUCAGCAAGGCUUGCCGAGGCGUUUUUGGAGAUGAAGCGAAACCCGGAGAAGACGCAUUCAACGCCAACAAAAUUUUGCGAGCCGAACACGACGCGACGGACCUGCCACGAACAUCAUUGUUUUUAUGAACGACAGCAGCAGAUGACUGACAGCCCCAGCAAUCUUUGGAUUGACGCGGGAGUUAUUGAGAGGAGUGGAUGGUCCCUGCAGGACGCGGCUGUCGGUGUUGAACUGCCGCCGCACCAACUGAUGGGGGUGGAACGGAACGCUGUGAGUGGUGUCAACUCCGCCACUGAGAAGGCGAAGUCAAUCGUCGUCGUGAAUGCGGAGUUUGUUUGUGAACGGGACUCGUUGCUGGACGUUAUCACGUACAGGCCUGAGUGCAUUGGGCUUCAACGGAAUCAGUUUUUGGGUUCACGUGCAACGACGCAGCUUGCCCUGCUGGCCCACAUGAUGAAUUACACUUCGCCGACAUGGAUCCAUGCCACAGUCGCGGAGAGGGCUGGCCUCUGUGUGAAAAAAGGCCGUGCAGCCACCGGCGUGGAGGUGAAAAUAAAGGAAAGUUAUCAAAAUGUGACGUUAACUGCUGUUUUGAUCAACGCAGACGAGCUCGAUCUCGCGCAAGAGCGCAUUGCAGAGCUGCGCAACGGAAGCGUGUAG